GCUGCACGACAAAAAUAACGCGCAGAUAAAGGCGCCGGCGGAGCAGCAGCGGGCAAUAUUUACGGAAGAACUCGACGCAACAUCGCGCUAACCUCAGCAAGUCAGGUUCAACGGGGGUAUUCGACUUCCAUUCCCCGCAAGUGCCAGCAAGCGGCAACGUAGCGUCCACGAUGGCCGUAGACGUGAGGUGUCCCAGAGGACCCUUGUACCGAGACAUCGACGGUUUCAGGUUGAACGCCUACGUGUCCUUCGACCUCUACCGUUCAGCGUUGAAGUACGAGCCCCGAGCGGACGACGUCUUCAUCGUCACGUUUCCCAAGAGUGGGACGCUGUGGAUGCAACAGAUCGGCUACCUCAUUUUUCACGACGGAUCGCCCGCACCCGACGCGUUGGAAUUCUACAAGACCACGCCCUUCUUAGAGAUGUUCGGUGCCGAAGACGUGGCGAAGAUGAAGCGACCGGGGCUCAUCAAGACACACUUGCCCUACAACCUAAUACCCAAGAGUCCCUCCGCAAAAUACGUGUACGUGUGCAGAAACCCGAAGGACGUCUGCGUGUCCUUCUUUUACCACACCAAAGGUUUCGCGGCGUACGACUUCGCCGAUGGCAAGUUCGAAGACUACUUCGACGUCUUCAUGCAGGGCGCUAACGAUUUCGGCGACUACUUUGACCAAGUGCUCUCCUGGUAUGCCCAUCGCAACGACCCGAACGUGUUGUUUAUGCACUACGAAGACAUAAAGGCCGACCCGAGGAAUCACGUGCUAAAGCUCGCCGCUUUCCUGGGCGAAGAGUACCGCAGGAAACUAGUGGAACAACCGGGGGCACUGGAACGAGUCAUCGAGCACAGUGGAAUUGACUUCAUGAGAUCCAAGACGGGCGCCGACAUAAAGGCGUUCCUUACGAGGCCGCUGGACAACGUCAAGGACUUGUGCCCUGGUCUGAAGCACUUUCACGAUUCCUCCAUGAAAUAUCCCAGAACAGUUGGGUUUAUCCGCAAGGGCGUAGUUGGAGAUUGGAAGGACCAUUUUACGCCGGAGAUGAACGCGGUAAUCGAAGCGAAAAUUUAUCAGAGGCUCGGCGACACGGAUCUCAUUGAUGUCUGGAAGAGACACGGUAUCUUAUGAGCGACGGAGGUCGGAGCGUACUGUGCAAUUUCGCAAGCCAGGGUUGCCCCUGUAUACGCACACCAGAUGGCUCUCGAAGCGGUUUACCUAAGUUUCGUUACGCAGUGGGACUUUCUGUUUGAUAGCUGAUGGGAACUCUGAGUAAAGACUGCGACAUCUUGAAAACGCGCUAUAUCUGUGUUUGUUGUUACGUUGUGUUCACCAGUUAAAAAAAAGUAACAUAUAAAGUAAGCAUAAAACGUGCAUCUAGUCUACAGUGUUU
Rhipicephalus sanguineus (brown dog tick) is the source of this 1386-nucleotide messenger RNA. RefSeq names its product sulfotransferase 1E1-like. The coding region runs from base 171 to 1124 and encodes 317 amino acids. The record is from RefSeq and is a predicted model, not a curated record. Gene Ontology annotation, cellular component: cytoplasm. Gene Ontology annotation, biological process: sulfation. Gene Ontology annotation, molecular function: sulfotransferase activity. NCBI's taxonomy places the organism in Eukaryota, Metazoa, Arthropoda, Arachnida, Ixodida, Ixodidae. The transcript is spliced from 2 exons.